AUGCCUGCCCUCACCAACCUCGAACAGCUCACGGCCCUCGUCAAGCGACAAGGCGACUACAUCGAGGGAUCCGGCUUCAAGAAGCAAGGCAACUGGGCCGCUAGAAACGCAGGUAUCGUCCUUGUCUUUUGUAUCGCUGCUGUCCUCAUCCUCGGCGUCAUCUUCUUCACUGUUAGCGGCAAGAUGAAGAAGCGCCGAGAGCGUGCUGAGGCUGCCAAGGCCCGUGCAGGCGCAUAA
Protomyces lactucae-debilis is the source of this 237-nucleotide messenger RNA. RefSeq lists its product as uncharacterized. The transcript has 2 exons. The record is from RefSeq and is a predicted model, not a curated record. The coding region runs from base 1 to 237 and encodes 78 amino acids. NCBI's taxonomy places the organism in Eukaryota, Fungi, Ascomycota, Taphrinomycetes, Taphrinales, Protomycetaceae.